Molecule: messenger RNA, 1262 nt
Organism: Cylas formicarius (sweet potato weevil)
Lineage: Eukaryota; Metazoa; Arthropoda; Insecta; Coleoptera; Brentidae
Gene: rho-7
Product: presenilin-associated rhomboid-like protein, mitochondrial
Exons: 1
Coding region: 82-1122 (346 amino acids)
Cellular component (GO): membrane
Molecular function (GO): serine-type endopeptidase activity
Source: RefSeq, a predicted model, not a curated record
ACGGUUAAUAGGUUAAAUGACCGGAUUUUUUUAUUUUAAUUUUUAGUUAUCCGCAUAAACGAACCUAUGUGAUUGGAAAUCAUGGCAUUAAAUCACCUUGGCACAAUAUUAGAGCUUUGUUCUACGCGAACCGCAUUGAGCUUGCAUCGAGACCUGCAAAACAAGCUUUCGAGGAACGUUCGACAUUUUCGCAAAAGGAACACUACAGAGCCGACUAAAACCGAAACAAAAGUCAAUCCGGGCAGUUUGGAGACUCCAUUUAGUGACGUGCACCUGGAGACUAGAGAUUUGAGCGGUAGAAAACUGUGGAAACCGUUCUUGUUUACCGUGGGUUUUUCGGGUGCUAGUUUUGUGGGGUGCGCGAUAUGGGAGUACGAGAAUAUGAGAGCACACGCCGUCAAGAUGCUCAAACGACCACUGCGGAACAAUCCGGAUAGUUUUCGCAAUCAUAAUUUAGUGAAAAUAGCUGAUAAAUGGUGGAAUUCACUAACGCCUGGUCAAAAAGUCUUUGCCCCUAUCUGUGCCAUCAAUGUAUUGGUAUUCUGUGCGUGGAGGGUGCCCAGAUUUCAACCGUUCAUGCUUAGAUAUUUUGCUUCCAACCCUGCUAGUAAUCAUCAGUGUUUGCCAAUGAUUUUAUCUACAUUUAGUCAUUAUUCGGGAUUGCAUUUGUUGGCUAACAUGUAUGUGCUACACAGUUUCAGUACAGGUGCUGUGCAUAGCUUAGGCAAAGAGCAAUUUUUAGCUCUGUACCUCAGUUCAGGAGUUGUUUCUAGUUUUACAAGUUACAUGUACAAAGUGUUAACCAAACAACCAGGGUUGUCUUUAGGUGCUUCAGGCUCCAUAAUGGCCGUUUUGGGUUAUGUUUGUACCCAGUACCCCGACACACGACUAGGAAUUAUCCUAAUGCCUUUUUUUACUUUCUCUGCCGAUUCUGCUAUUAAGUUUAUAGUCGCGUUGGAUACUGCUGGGGUGUUUAUGGGGUGGAAGUUCUUUGAUCACGCUGCCCAUUUAGGCGGAGCUGCUAUGGGCAUUUUUUGGGCUCUGUGGGGCAACCAGAAGAUAUGGGGUAACCGGGAACCUGUCCUACAAUUUUGGCACUAUCUGAGAGGCUCCAUCAAGUAAUUUUCAUUGUAUUCUAAUUUAUAUUAUGAUGUUUUCAAAUAAUAUUGUGAUUAUUUAUAUAUAAUUAAAAUCCGAAAUUGUUUAUUCAUAAUUUUUACCCGAGUUAAUUAGAAUGUAGAUAUAGAUAUUUGAAAUUAGCA